CUGAAGUAGGUGUAACGAUAAGGCAGUGUUGCAUGCGCGUGUCUGUUAGGGAGGUGUAAGUAGUACAGAAAAAGAGGGUGUUUGACGUGUUCCCUCAUCAUUCCCCGGGGGGGGGGAGUUGAAGUGCGUGCGACAGUGAUGGGUAGAGAUAGCAGCAGUGGGAAGUUGUUCGCUUUCGUUUAGUGGGAGGUCAGAUCGUGCAGUUCGCGCGGAUCCCCGUUUGACUUCGGCUCUUCUUUGUCUUCACCAUCGUCAUCAUCUUCAUCCUCCUCAACGGCGUGGCAAGUCCUGAUUUCUCUCUAAGCCGCAGAGGCCUCGAGCAUGAACGGCUACGGCUCGCCGUACCUGUACGUGGGGGGUCCGGUGGCGCAGGCGCGCGCGCCGCUCCAGAGGACGCCCAAGUGCGCGCGCUGCCGCAACCACGGCGUGCUUUCGUGGCUCAAAGGCCACAAGCGCUACUGCCGCUUCAAGGACUGCACGUGCGACAAGUGCAUCCUGAUCAUCGAGCGGCAGCGCGUGAUGGCGGCGCAGGUGGCGCUCAGGCGGCAGCAGGCCAGCGAGAGCCUGGAGAGCCUGAUCCCGGAGGCGCUGAGGACCCCCGGAGCCGAGCUGCGCUGGAGCGGAGAGGGGCUCAGCACGCAGCCCGGACCAGAGCUGAAUGAGGACCUGUCCGGCGAGCAGUCCGGUGGAGAGAACAGUGGCAGCACAAGCGACCGAGAGCAAGAAACUGCCAGUUCCCCGGAGGAACCCAAACCCAACCCCUGCUAUACCCCUAACACCCCGGAACCUCCUUCUCAUCCUGAAGAGCCCCGCUACAGUGCUUCCAAACCCUGCACCGAUCCAGAACCCAAACCCGACAGCCCAAAGUACCCCAGUGAGCCCAACCUCUUAAUUGAGGGUCUUUCGGGUUCCGUCUCCCUCCCUUUCAACCUCAGAGCCAACCGUCCUCCUCUAGAGGUGCUGAAAAAGAUCUUCCCUGGCCACAAGCCGGCCGUGCUGGAGCUCAUCCUGAGGGGCUGCGGGGGUGACCUAGUUGGUGCCAUUGAGAUCCUUCUGUCCAGCCGCUCCUCAGCGAAAGUGGACAAGCCCUCUCCCGAUGGUUCUGAAGCUCUGGUGCUUCCCUCCAAUGGGCAUCUCUUCGAGCACCCUUUAAGCUCAUAUCCUGUCUCUUCCACCAAGUGGUCGGUGGGCUCAGCUUUCCGUGUUCCUGAUUCAUUACGCUUUUCUCCGGAGUCACCCACCGGUGGAAUGGUGCCUGGCCCCCUUGGUGUCCCGCUUCAGCAUGGCUUCCCCCAGCCACCCCGUUACCCACUGAUGCUGCGCAACUCACUGAGCCGCGGCCAGGCAGGAGGGCCUUUUGUACACAGCGACGUGACUCUAUGGAAUACCAUGACCCUGCAGCAGCAGUACCAGCUCCGCUCCCAGUACGUCUCGCCCUUCUCGGGCCCCUCACCCGGGGCGUUUCGCAGCUCACCCAUCCUGACCUCAAGGGCGGCACAAGAGGAACAGCGAAUUAGUGUCCAAGAGGAUGGCUGUCCCGUCACGGCCAAACAGACGAUAUAUGCAGCUGAUGAGGAAUAUGAUGAGAGAUCUGAUUCCUCAGACUCAAGGAUCCUCAACACAUCCUCUUAACCUCCGACUGUCAGUGAGGAAAUCUACAAAGAUACCAAAAUGUGUCACAAAUGGGACUACACUGACAAAAGACAUCUGGCAGAUCUUGCCCUUGUAGGAGCUUUAUGAGAAAUAUACUGUACAUUAUUUGAGGUAUUGUGUUGCUCUCUGAACUAAGGUGUUUGUGCAGUGCAAUGUAGGGAUGUAAUAGUACCCUUCUUAGCAGCUCCCACAUUUACAAUCACCAGUAUGAUCUGUUAAAGUAUGAAUGACUGAACAUUACUUGGCCAGUAAUAACCACUAAUUCCCCCUUGCAUGAAAUGUACUGUAAAUAGCAAUGCAACAUAGAAAUAACCAACAAUAAAGCAUGGAAAGUGUAUACCAAAUAAACCCAGUUGGAAUUGUCACUGUCAUUUAUUUACGUGAAAUGAAUAUCAACAAGAUGUGAAUGAAGAAAAUGGAUCUUAUUUAAUAUUGUAAAUAUAAAUGAGAAACAGUAGCUCUGUUGGUCAGGUGACUGUAUUUCUGAGAAUAGUUGUGUACAUAAAAUAUAAUGAUUGAAUAAACAGUCUAAAACAUCUCUUUUCAUCUCAAGUACAUUAGCUUUUCUGUUUUCCACUAGUUGUCCCUAUUGACAAUAAUAUUCACUCAUAACCUUUUAUGCAGAAUUUCAAUGAGAAAAUCGCUCCGAUUACAGUAAUUUCCGACAACUAUGACACAGCUUUAAUUAGCCGAAAGGUCAUUUCUGGACUGUAUAAAAUAACCCCAGAAAUAAAGCAGGAAUAUGAA
Pygocentrus nattereri (red-bellied piranha) is the source of this 2400-nucleotide messenger RNA. RefSeq names its product doublesex and mab-3 related transcription factor 3a (gene dmrt3a). Gene Ontology annotation, biological process: male sex differentiation; regulation of transcription by RNA polymerase II. Gene Ontology annotation, cellular component: nucleus. The record is from RefSeq and is a predicted model, not a curated record. Lineage: Eukaryota; Metazoa; Chordata; Actinopteri; Characiformes; Serrasalmidae. The transcript is spliced from 2 exons. Bases 322 to 1632 code for a protein of 436 amino acids. Gene Ontology annotation, molecular function: RNA polymerase II cis-regulatory region sequence-specific DNA binding; protein binding; DNA-binding transcription factor activity, RNA polymerase II-specific.